This is a messenger RNA of Penicillium malachiteum, 2649 nucleotides long. Its product is annotated as F-box and WD domain protein. Bases 1 to 2649 code for a protein of 882 amino acids. NCBI's taxonomy places the organism in Eukaryota, Fungi, Ascomycota, Eurotiomycetes, Eurotiales, Aspergillaceae. Gene Ontology annotation, molecular function: protein binding. The transcript is spliced from 2 exons. The record is from RefSeq and is a predicted model, not a curated record.
AUGGAGGCAGAGCAGGUGUCCGAUUCCCUUACGCAUCCCCUUACCCAUUCAACCAUUCGCCUCCAAGAAACCUCUUUCUCGACUUUCAGUACUUCUUCUACCCUUUCCCCAUCAUUCAAGGUAGAUGAAGGCUACUCAGACGAAACCCGAAGCCAAUCAGACAAAGAGCUGGUGGCGACGGAAAAUGUCAUGAUGCUUCCAGAUUGGGUUCUGGCCCAGAGUGAAUCUGACAGAGCAGAACUUGCAUUCAGUCUACUACGAUCGCUUUCAACAUCAACUCUCGCCGGAGUGGUGGAGCGCAUAAACCCACUGCUCCAUAUGGAUCCGGUCUUCAAGCUACCUCCGGAGUUAACGUUCGAGAUCUUUUCCUAUCUCGAUGCCGCCACCCUCCUUAAUGCCACUCUUGCUUCCCGUUCCUGGCGCACUCGAAUCCUCGAUUCUGGUUUGUGGAAGGUACUAUAUAUCAACGAAGGUUGGCGUGCGGACUUGGGCGCGAUCCGGAAUUUCGAACAGGAACAUCCAGAGCCAUUAUCUCCUCAAACACGCAGAUCACGCCCACUUCAUUCAGAAUCAGACAUCGGAGAACCAAAACACAAGAAGCGUGUUCCACCAACAUGGCUGACUUCGCGAAGUACUGAGGGGCAGAGUGUGAUCAGACCCAAUGGUCAAGCGCAUCCUGAACCAGACAACGAGGGUGACCACCACAUGGCCGAUGUGAACGGCACUCAUAUGUCACCACCAGCCGACUUGAACAUCCUACAACCCGCCUCAAUCCCUCAGCCUCCCUCAUUGCUCCAGCCACCACUCCAACCAUCACUUCUUGUUCGCCGCCCUAACGGAACAUCCAAGAUCAACUGGGCGUACUUGUAUAAGCAGCGUCGCCGCCUUGAAGCAAAUUGGCACCAAGGCCGCUUCAAGAACUUCCAGUUGCCCCACCCAAUGCACCCGGAAGAGGCCCAUCGAGAAUGUGUGUACGCUAUCCAAUUCCAAGGCAAAUGGCUAGUCAGUGGCAGCAGAGACAGGACACUACGAGUCUGGGAUCUGAAAACCAAGCGAUUGUGGCAUAGGCCAUUGGUUGGUCAUGAAAAGUCAGUUUUAUGCCUCCAGUUUGACCCGAGCCCUGAGCAGGACGUCAUCAUCUCGGGCAGUAGUGAUCGCUCCGUGAUUGUCUGGAAAUUCUCUACUGGUCAAAAGAUCCAUCGCAUCUCCGAAGCGCACACUGAUUCCGUUCUAAACCUCAAAUUUGACCAUCGGUAUCUCGUGACCUGUUCAAAGGACCGAACGGUUAAGGUCUGGAAUCGCAAGGAGCUAUCGGUGACCGAUGAUGACUAUCCCCGUAUUUGCAAAGGCGGCAGUGCUAAUUUCCCUUCACACAUUAUUGAUCUCAACGAGGUAGCACCGAGUAUGCUGGAAGCCGGGCUGGCUAACAGCAAGUUCAAUUCUCUCGCGCCAUACUCUCUUCUUAUGGGAAUCGAAGGACACGGCGCAGCAGUGAAUGCCAUGCAGCUCCAUGGCAACGAGAUUGUCACAGCUUCGGGGGAUCGUAUGAUCAAGGUAUGGAAUGUGCGCACCGGUUCUUGCUUGAAGACUUUGAUGGGCCAUGAAAAGGGCAUCGCUUGUGUGCAAUUUGACAGUCGGCGAAUCAUCAGCGGAAGCAAUGACAACACCGUACGAAUCUACGACCACAUUUCCGGCGCCGAAGUCGCAGUGCUUCGGGGACACCAGAACCUUGUCCGGACAGUCCAGGCUGGAUUUGGCGACCCUCCAGGUGCUGAUGAGGACUUGCGCCGGGAAGCCUUAGAGGUGGAGAAUGCUUUUUGGAAGGCACAGCAAGAAGGAGCUCCUGUUGAUCUGGGUCGACGAGCCCUCCGACGUGCCGGGUAUACGUCGAACACCGCCGGAUCGCGGGACCCUCGAGAUAUUUCAGCUCUGGGGGCAAAGAUUCCACCAGGGGGUGGAGGCAGUGUUUGGGGCCGUAUUGUCUCCGGCUCAUACGAUGAAUCUAUCUUGAUUUGGCACAAGGAUCAUGAUGGAGUUUGGUCUAUAAACCAUCGAUUGCGCCAAGCCGACGCCAUAGCUAAUGCAUCUGCUGACACUCUCACACCGAUGGCAAGAGCUGCUGUAUCUGCACAAGCACGUCAGCUACACGCCCAAGCUUCAGGCAACCUGGGUCCAGGCCCAGGUCCAGCAGCCGGACCAUCUUUGACUCCAGUUCCAGCUUCCUCUUCGACAAGAAGCGAGAGAGAAUCCGAAACUGAGGGUAUGAACGACGUGCUGGCAAAUCAUUUCCACAAUAACCAAGUUCCUGGACCUGCUCAGGCCGGUGACGUAGGUCAGCCGCAUCAAACAAAUGGUCAAGCAACUCCCCAAGCCGAUAGAAAUACGAUUCAGCAUCAGCAACAGCAGCAACAGCAGCUAGCCGAUGCGCAAAUGCAAGCUGCCCAGCAGUUGGUUCCCCAUCAUCAUCACCACCACCACCAACGUCCCCGCGUUGCUCAACCCGCUGUGCCAACUUCAAGGGUAUUCAAAGUUCAAUUUGACUCCCGUAAGAUUGUCUGCGCGAGUGUAGACCCACGUAUAGUGGGUUGGGACUUUGCCAAUGAUGAUGAAGAUAUCAUCGAAGCAUGCCCAUUCUUCGAAAGCUUGUGA